Stereum hirsutum FP-91666 SS1 is the source of this 564-nucleotide messenger RNA. RefSeq lists its product as uncharacterized. Lineage: Eukaryota; Fungi; Basidiomycota; Agaricomycetes; Russulales; Stereaceae. The record is from RefSeq and is a predicted model, not a curated record. Bases 1 to 564 code for a protein of 187 amino acids. The transcript is spliced from 3 exons.
AUGUGUUGUCAAUACGGCAAGGGUAAUUACAGCACCGACCGUGAACCACAUCGCUACAUAUGUCACAUUUUGUCCAUUGUUCGUCCAGUGUCCGGAAAUAGGAAGACAAAAGGAUUUCGGCGUGGUCAAGAGCGAAACGAAAAGGCGUGCUCGGGACGUAUCGUGGUCGAUGAGUGCCAUCUUGGUGCCAUCCAUCCACCCAGUCCGCCCUACUUGGUUCCUUCAAUCAUGGUUUGGGGGUAUCCCACUCCGCUCAGUGCUUUCAACGAUCUAGAUGCGCUGCUGGAGAAAAGACCAAGCAAUUACCCUGAGGAUAUCGCAUACGAUGAAAUGCACGAGGCUCUGAUGAGUUACGUCGAGGAGUACUGGCCGGACGUUUACGCCCAGAUCCCCAAGGAUGGCCGAUACUACUGGCCUAAGAUCAUCAUGGACGAUACCCCGGACGAGGACCUUGGUGUCAACUCUCGAGGCAAAACUGGCUCAGAUCCUUUAGACCCCCUAGACGAAGAUGACUCUGGUAGUGCAAGUAGUGAAUCGAGCGGCGAUGACGUUGUUCCACCAUAG